AAAAUAUGCAUUUUCGAGGAUUUGAAAUUGAGGUAUUAGUAAAUGAUGUGUUACUUGAUGAAUACUGUGGACCUAGAGAUAGUGUACCGUAUAGAUAUACCAGUCCAAAUUGGGUUGAUAAUGAAAAAACUAGGGUACGAAAUGAAAGAACCGUACCUACCUACUUCACUGUUAGAGUUUCAUCUACGGAUACUACAUAUAAACGACCGCUUCGAGUAUUAAUAAAAAUUGAUGGAAUUUUACCACCAAAUUAUCCACCAAUCGACCUCUACGGGGUUGAGAAAAAACAACAAAGCUAUGUAGUAAAUAAUAAUCCUCAGUUAGUUGGUGCAAUAUCUGCAUACUUUUAUCAAGGAGUGGAUUCUACAAUUUCUGCGCAUGUGAAAUCUAGUUUUCCGGUUGCUUUGUUGCAUUUACAUUAUCGGUCGGUUGAUGAGUUGAGGCGGUGGGGGUUUAGUGUCCCGAUAGAUACUAAACAGGAAAGUAGUGAUAACGAUGAAAAGUAG
Molecule: messenger RNA, 506 nt
Organism: Scutellospora calospora
Lineage: Eukaryota; Fungi; Glomeromycota; Glomeromycetes; Diversisporales; Gigasporaceae
Source: the annotation of a GenBank genome assembly